AUGGCUGCCUCUUCCUCUGACGCCGCCCCACACCUGCGCCCUGCCCAGCUCUUCCGCGAGCUCGAGAAGAACCCCCGGAUUGUGGUGCACACGAACCCGGAGUCCGAGGGCCUGAUCCGUGCUCGGGUCCAGGGCGCCAACCUGGCCGCCGAUGAGUCCGAGAUCCUGGUCUUUUUGGACAGCCACUGCGAGGCCGGCUUCCGCUGGCUGGAGACCCUCAUCGAGCCAAUCAUGACCGAUCCCACCAUGGUCACCAUCCCGGCCAUCGACCUGAUCAAUGACAUUACCCUGGACUUCAAGGCAUCUGGCGGCCCCUUCCGCGGGGGCUUCACCAACCGCCUGGACUACACUUGGAUCGGCCUGACCCCGGCCCAGGAGAAGCGCGAUCGCGAGCAGCCUGGCGGCCACCACCUGAUCCUGACGCCGGCCAUGCCGGGCGGCCUGUUUGCCAUCCACCGUGACUUCUGGAACCACAUCGGCACCUAUGACACCGACAUGCAUGUUUGGGGUGGCGAGAACAUCGAAAUGUCCCUGCGCAUCUGGCAGUGCGGCGGCCGGAUGGCCUUCGUCCCGUGCUCGCGCGUGGGCCAUAUGUUCCGUACCUCCUUCAAGCAGUUCAAGGAAAACUUCCCGUACGCCUUCCCGGAUGGCGCCAGCAAGACGGUCGGUCGGAACAAGGCCCGCGCGGCCGAAGUGUGGAUUGACUCGCCCGAUGCCAAGGCCAUUGCCUACCAGCAUAUGUUCGGCCGCCGGGACGGCACUGUCCCCCCGCACAUCGAGGUGGGCGACCUGACCGAGCGCUUCGAGCUUCGCCGGCGGCUCAACUGCCGGUCAUACGAUUGGUACGCGCGGAACAUCUACCCCGACCAUCCGCUCACGGAAUAG
Messenger RNA from Fonticula alba, 885 nucleotides. RefSeq lists its product as hypothetical. Lineage: Eukaryota; Rotosphaerida; Fonticulaceae. The transcript has 3 exons. The record is from RefSeq and is a predicted model, not a curated record. Bases 1 to 885 code for a protein of 294 amino acids. Gene Ontology annotation, cellular component: Golgi apparatus.